Molecule: messenger RNA, 2856 nt
Organism: Rhincodon typus (whale shark)
Lineage: Eukaryota; Metazoa; Chordata; Chondrichthyes; Orectolobiformes; Rhincodontidae
Gene: pgbd5
Product: piggyBac transposable element derived 5
Exons: 7
Coding region: 23-1630 (535 amino acids)
Biological process (GO): non-replicative DNA transposition
Cellular component (GO): nucleus
Molecular function (GO): transposase activity
Source: RefSeq, a predicted model, not a curated record
GUAGUGCUUCCUCUUCAUUUCCAUGGCGACCGAGGAGGUGGCGGUGGUUGCGGCUCGGCGGAAAGCUCUCUCCUUGUCUCGGCUCCGGGCUGCUCGGUCUCGCUACCAGAGCCUACACAUCUCCGAUGAUGUGUUCGGGGAGUCGGGUGGCGACAGCAGCAGCGAUGACAACCCGUUUUAUAGCACCUCGGCUGGGAGUUCGCAGUCCGACUGUGGAGGGGGGGAGGAAGAGGGGGAUGUGAUGUUGCGGGAGGCGGGGACCGGGGGCAGAAGGCCCGACAUCACCGGACAACCCAGCUCAGAGUCGGGAGAUGGAGAGGAAUCGGCUGCAGGAUGGACCGAGCGGCUGAAGGACGUCGUGUUCCCUCCGCACGUCGAAUCGGCGGGUCCCGUGCAUCAGAUGCCACUAAAUGCAAGUGCAAUUGACUUCUUUCAGCUCUUUGUCCCUGAUAAUGUUAUAAGGAAUAUGGUUGUUCAAACAAAUAUGUAUGCCAAAAAGUACCAAGAAAGAUUUGGUUGUGAUGAAGGUUGGAGUGAUGUUGAUCUUCCAGAGAUGAAAACCUUUUUGGGAUAUAUGAUCUCCACGAGCAUUCACCACUGCGAAUCUGUCCUCAGCAUAUGGAGCGGUGGGUUUUACAGCAACAAGAGCAUUGCACUGAUGAUGACACAAAUGAGGUUUGAAAAGAUCCUGAAGUACUUCCACAUUGUAGCAUUUCGCUCCAGCCAGACAACGCAUGGACUGUAUAAAAUCCAACCUUUUUUGGAUUGCUUACAAAUGACAUUUGAUACUGCAUUCAAGCCAUCUCAAACACAGGUACUGCAUGAACCAUUAAUUGAUGAAGAUCCACUCUUCAUUGCCACGUGUACAGACCGGGAAUUGCGCAAAAGGAAAAAGCGGAAGUUUAGUCUUUGGGUCAGGCAAUGUGCAGCAACAGGCUACAUCUGUCAGGUUUAUGUUAAUUUGAAGGAAGGAACAGCCUCAGAUGGACUGGAUACAUUGAAGAACAGGCCACAACUCCACAGUCUUGUGGCUAAAAGUCUUUGUCAGAAUUUGGCUGGAAAAAACUACAUCAUAUAUACUGGACCCAGCAUAACUAGCCUAAAUCUUUUUGAAGAGUUUGAGAAAAAAGGUAUUUAUUGUUGUGGACUUCUCAGCUCCAGGAAGAGUGACUGUACAGGACUACCACAGUCGAUGCUAGUGAACCCUGAGAUUCCACAGGCUCGGGGCCAGUACAGGGUGAGAAUGAAAGGAAACAUGUCCCUAAUAAGCUGGUCCAACAAAGGGCAGUUCUACUUUCUCACAAAUGCUUACUCUCCAUUUAAAGAAGGUGUCAUAAUUAGAAGGAAGAGUGGAGAGAUUCGCUGUCCUUUAGCAGUAGAAGCUUUUGCUGCUCACCUUGGCUAUAUCUGCAAAUAUGAUGAUAAGUACAGCAAGUACUUUAUAUCCCACAAAGCUAACAAGACCUGGCAGCAAGUGUUCUGGUUUGUUCUCAGUAUUGCUGUCAAUAAUUCAUACAUCUUGUACAAGAUGUCAGAAGCAUAUCUUGUCAGGCGCUACACACGGGUACAAUUUGGUGAAAGACUGGUCAAAGAGUUGCUUGGAAUUGAGGAACAUCUGCCCUUGGAAUAAUAACACUGGCAGCACAGGUGCCAAGGUCAAAAUUGUUGCACUGCAUUCACAGGGCUAAACUACAUCUCUCACUCUUAUUGUAACCAUUAAAAAAUAUUCUCACUGUCCAGCUUUUCCUUGGAAUUUGCAGCAAGUACAUUCUUUAACUCCCAGUUCUGCCAUGGAGCAGUCAGGCCAACUGAAGACCACAACACACUAUUUGCAAGGAAUCUAGAGACUGGUAUUGCCAUUCAAAACAACCUUGAAAAUCCAAAUGUCACUUACUUUUUGAAGUAAGUACAUCUGCAAAAUUGAAUGAAUAGUGUUCAACUUGAACACAACUGGAACAACUGCAUAAUCUUUAAAUUGUGGUCUAAAUAUGGCAUUUUUAUAUACAUGGAGAGGUAAAAUGUACACUUUUUAUAUUCAAAUUGUACACCUGUGGGAAAGUAACAUCAUUGCAAGGAAUCUUGUAAUUUUCUUUUUGCAAAAGUAAAAAACUUAAUGACUAAUUAUUCAUAAUUUACACUUUCAUUAUUGUUCCAUAAUACACCAGCACCUAAAUUCACACUCAUUGUGCAAUCUAAAAGCCCUGUAUAGAUAUUUAUAACAAAGACUUAUUAUGCAUUCUGAAUGUUUACAUUGAACUAGCUAUUAUAUCACGUUCUGAAUUCAGUCUGUGGGAUGUACUGCAUUUACUGGAUGCUGCACCAAUCAAAUUGUUUAUUCACUGUUCUUAAUCACUGCAAAGAAUUAGAAGUUGUUGCUUAGAAUGCUAAAUUCCUAGGACACUACAUGGAGGUAGUUUACAACAAAAUAAGAUACACCUUUUUGGUGUUAGGAUUGUCGAAGCUCAGUUGGUCAGCUCGGCAAAGCAGUUAGAUGCAUCAGGAUUAUGAUGAUAGGAUGUGCAAUUGUGCUGAUACAAUGGAUGCGUUACCUUGAAGAAAUAUUUCUACAAGUGUCUUGCAAGCUUUACAGUAGGAUGAUUUGACACUAGAGUGGAAUGUAUCCAUAAAUGAACUGUAUAAUUAUAAAAGAGAUGAAGGGUAUUGUGCAAUUCUAAAUCUGAUUUGGACACAGCAUGCAGAGUUACUGUCCGCUUUCAUGUGGGGUCCAUGUUCUGUUUUUUUUUAUUUUCAUCAAGCAAUGUGUGUCUCAAAAGUGCCCUGUAUAUUAAAAAUGUUGUAUUUAAAAUAUAAAGAUGUAUGUUAUGAUUUACAAUAAAGUGAUCCUGGAAAAUUGUA